Molecule: messenger RNA, 4033 nt
Organism: Paramecium sonneborni
Lineage: Eukaryota; Ciliophora; Oligohymenophorea; Peniculida; Parameciidae
Source: the annotation of a GenBank genome assembly
AUGUCAUCAAUAUACCCAACAAAUACAGGAUUGCUUGAAAAGACUUCAACUCCUAUGAAACAAUAAAGUUGGUGCUCAUAAUUGUUUUUCACAUGGGUGUAUCCAUUAUUAUUUGUAAAAUUAUUAUUACAACAUUAGAUUGGAAAAAAUUAACCGUUGUGUUAGUAAGAUUUGUUUAAGAUCAACUAAAACGAUUCAUCAAUAAUCUCAUAUAAGAGAUUUCAAAAAUUUUUUUCUAAAUACUUUCUAACAUUUAAUGGUUUACAAAAAUCAUUAUUUUUUGCCUUUGUUGGUAAUUUAUUAUCACAUUUUUAAAGGUUAAAUAUCCGUAUGCUUAGUAUUUUAUUUUAUAAGUAUUUCACUCUUUCUUUGUUAACCAUUUAUAACUGAAUAGUCAUAAAAAUUCUUUAUUUAUGAAAUAGAAGAUGAAAAACCUAAAAUAUCAAGCAUGAUUAUAUUUUCAUUAUUGUUCUUUCUUUAUAUGCUUGGUAUAUCUUUGUUAAAGCCUUUUUAGCUUUUUCAACAAGUACAUACACAUUAAAUAAUUAUUAGUCUUUAUUAAGCGUAAAGAUAUAAGGAGCAUUAUAAUAAUAAAUUCUAAUAAAGACUUUAAAGUUUCCAGUAAUAAGAUCACAACAUUACUCUAGUGGAGAGCUUAUAAAUCUUUUAUAGGUUGAUAUUAUGUAAGCAUCGAAUUAUUAUUCAUCUUGUUUUUAAUUGUUUUUGUCACCCAUAUUUUUAAUUGCAACUGUGGCAAUAUUUUAUUUGACAUUAGGAAAAUAAGCAUUGGUUCCAGUGAUAGGUACAGUGAUUUAAACUGUUUUUGGGGUGAUUUUCGGAUAUUAUUAUGGAGUAGUUCAAAAAAAAUAUAUGAAUUGCAAAGAUCUAAGAAUGAAAUCUGUAGAUGAAGCUUUGAUAUUUUCAAAAUAAUUAAAAUUAAAUUGCCUUGAAGAAUAUUUUGAAAGGAGAGUAAUAUUAUUAUAAUAUUAUAGAUAAAAACUCAUAGGGAUUAAGAAUUGACUUAUUUAAAGUAUUAAGUCUACUUAUAAAUAUUGAUGCUUUUUAUGUAAUGUUCCAUAAGUGUUGCAACAUAUGAGUUUUGGUUUUUAUUUGCAGAACAGUUAAAUUUUGGGAUCGUAACAAUAAUGAUGCAAAAUUAUUAAAAUAUUGCAAUGUUAUUAACUGAGUUACCAAAUUAAUUGAGAAACUUUUAGACUUCAAGAAAUUCAAUAAAUAGAUUGUAAAAUUAUUUUCAGUAAAAUGAAAUUUUGGUAAACUCAAAAACAUAAAAUAUUUGUAAUGAAAAUUUAAUAGAAUUUGAAAAUGCUCAAUUUGAUUGGUAAAAUAAUGAUAAAUUUAUUGUUGAUAAAGAAGAUUUGAAUAAAGAAGAGAAUAGAGAUGUUUUUGGGAUUAAUAUAAAUUUGUCAAUUAAAAAAGGCAAAUUUAUAGCAUUUGUUGGAGGGUAUGAAAUUUAUAAGAUUGAUUAGGUCUGCUUCAGGAAAAUCAACUAUUCUAAGAUCUAUUUUAGGAGAAACUAAUCAUACAGGUGGUUAAAUAAAUAUCAAUGGAUCAAUUUCAGUUGCAAUGCAAGAACCAUGGAUAAUUAGUGGAAGUAUAAGAUAAAAUAUAACUUUUUUAAAUCAAUUUGAUAGCAUUAAAUAUAAAAAAGUGAUUUAAAUUUGUGGAUUAGAAAGAGAUUUAAAAUCAUUUAAAAAUGGAGAUGAAACAAUUUUAGGAGAGAAAGGAGACAAUUUAUCUGGAGGUCAAUAGAAAAGAAUUAAUUUAGCUAGAGCCAUAUAUAAUGAUGCAGAUAUUUAUUUAUUAGAUGAUCCUUUGAGUUCUUUAGAUAUCAAAGUAAAAUAUUAAAUACAUUAAUAAUGUUUUAAUGGAUACUUAAAAAAUAAAACAAGAAUUUUAUUUACAAACUCAACUUCUAAUCUUUAGGAAUGCGAUAUGAUAUACAUUUUAGAAAAUGGAUAAAUAGUCAAGUCAGGAACAUUUGCAUAAAUAAAAUAUGAUCUGGAAUAAUAAUAGUCAGAUGAGUAAAAAGAAUAUAUGGAUAUUAAAUUUGAAGAAUUUCAUUAUCCUAAUGAAAUUAACCAAAAAUAAGACUUAAGAGCCAGUUUGAUAGUCCAAGAAGAUUAAUAAUAAGGUUCGAUUUCAAAAGCCGUAUUUAAAUAAAUAUAUACCUAUUUGGGGAAAUAUUGGCUGUUCUUUAUAAUAUUAGCCUAUUUUUUAAUAACUGUUGCUGGAUAAAUGUUUGGUAAUUCUAAAUUAGCCAUGGAUGGAGUAAGUGAUGAUGAAUUUCGAUCAAUAGCAUUGGUUGCAUAUUUAAUAAUUUAAUUUCCUACUUGUACUGCUGUUGUACUAUUAAAACUUUACUUUUUAUAAAGAGGGAUAAGAACUUCAAAAUAGUUGCAUGAAUAAGUUAUAAAUAGUUUAGUAAAUGCUUCAUACACUAAAUUCUACAAUACAAUUCUAAUUGGAAGACUAAUGAAUCGUUUAAGCAAAGAUAUUUAUAAUAUAGAUUUAUUAUUUCCUAAUGAAGUUUAUAAUCUUACAAGUUGGUUAACAACUCUUUUAUUACCGUUAAUUGCUUGUUACUUAUAUUUAAAUUUUAUUGCUCUCCCAAUUUUAAUAGUAUUCUUCAUAUUCAUCAUUUACUUAACCAUAAUAUAUUAUCGAUGUUUAAGAGAAGUAACAAGAAUAGAAUCUGUAUCGAAAUCACCUGUUUUUAGUUUAUUCUAACAAAUUGUUAGGGGUAGCUCAUAUGUAAGAACAAGUGUACCUUAUGAGAAAAUAAUAGGCUAACAAUAAGAAAAUGUCGAUAUUGAUCUGGGUAAUCAAAUUUGCUUAAAUGGAUUCUAGUAUUGGUAUUAAUCAAUUGCUGGAACAUUAACAAAUGUGUUUUAAACAAUCUUAUUUAUUAUUUGUGUAAGCCUAUCUAUUAUAUGUAUAGUUUUUAUACCCUGGUAAAACAUAAAAAAUGACAAAUAUGGUUUUGUCUCAAAUGCAAGUUGUUUCAUAACUUUUAUUAAAUGCAACAGUUUCUUAUGGAAAUUUACAAAUCUAUGGGGUUUCAUUUGAAAGAUGUCUGCAUUUAGCAAAGUAAAAUAUCAAUAUAUAAUUUAGUAAUAUAGAAAUGGAAGAAAGGAACACUAGUUUUAUUACUCCAUCUGAAGAAAAUGAAAAUUAAUAAUAACAGACUAAAAUAAAUGUAAUUGAGUUUGAUAAAUGUUCAUUUUAAUAUAGAUCUAAUUCUAAAUGUAUUUUAUCAAAUAUGACUUUUUCAAUUAAAUUUGCAGAAAAAGUAUUAUUUAUAAAUAUUAUUUUAGAUUGGUAUAGUGGGUAGAACUGGUGCAGGUAAAAGUUCUAUAAUUUUGGCUUUGACCUAAAUUUUAGAUUAAACAGAUGGAUCAAUUACAAUUUAAGGAAAGAAUAUGAAUGCUUAUAAAAUUUCAGAACUCAGAAAAUUAUUUUCUAUUAUUCCUUAAGAUCCACUUGUUUUUAUGGGAUCUCUUAGAAAUAAUUUAGAUCCAGAAAAUAAAUAUGAUGAUAAUGCCAUUAUUUAAGUAUGCGAGAUCUGCUAAUUAUUUGAACUUGAAUCAUUUAAAUAACAGUGUAUUAUUUUUACUAUUUCUUAAGAUUUAAAUAGUGAAAUAUAAGUUCAAGGAAUCAAUUUAAGUUAAGGAGAGAAAUAGUUAUUAAACAUUGCAAGAUGUUUAUUAGAUAAUUAAAAAAUUAUUUUGGUAGAUGAAGCUACAGCAAGUAUUGAUGGUCCAACUGAAGAAAAAAUUAAGAAUGUAAAUCUAAUUAUUUAAAUUAGAUAUUUGAAUAAUAUCUAUCCUAAUGCACAAUUAUAACAAUUGCUCAUAAAGUAACCACUAUUAUGUAAUCUGACAGAAUUAUGGUUCUUGAUGAUGGAAAUAUUAUUGAAUUUGAUACUCCUGAAAAUUUACUUUAAAACCAAAAUAGUGAAUUCAAAUAGAUUGUUGAGUUAAUUAAGCAUUCAGAAAAAUUAUGAAAUAAGGCA